Ostrinia furnacalis (Asian corn borer) is the source of this 1372-nucleotide messenger RNA. It is a transcript of the gene Mul1, whose product is annotated as mitochondrial E3 ubiquitin protein ligase 1. NCBI's taxonomy places the organism in Eukaryota, Metazoa, Arthropoda, Insecta, Lepidoptera, Crambidae. Gene Ontology annotation, molecular function: ubiquitin-protein transferase activity. Bases 155 to 1189 code for a protein of 344 amino acids. The transcript is spliced from 6 exons. Gene Ontology annotation, biological process: organelle organization; protein ubiquitination. The record is from RefSeq and is a predicted model, not a curated record.
UUUUGACAGAUCGCAAUUUUUUGGUGCAAAUUACACAAUUUUUGUGUGGAAUAAUUGGAAAUAAUGUCCUAAAACUAGUUGGCUGGAUUAUUUAUAAACAGCAAGAAAUGAACUGUAAAAUUUGCUGUUAAUAAAUUGAUUGACUUGAAGGAAAAUGGAUUUCUUUUCGGAGAUAAUCGGGGAGACCGUGAUACUGGGAAUAGAUUCCCUCAUACUUGGUUUCUGCGUGAGACAGCUGAGCAAAUGUAAACACAUACUAAACGCGCUACAAACAGCUCCUGUACUGGAUAUAGACAACACCCUAAACAAGGAAAUAAAUAAAUACCCCAACAAUACAAUCCCUUAUGUAGUGAUCAGAGGGCUUGUCAAGCCUCUGGGCACUCCUAUCACCAGCAACUACAACAAUAAUGUUACUGGAGUGGUGCAAAGGUUAACAAUAAAAGAGCAUGUUAUAGCUCGGACGUCAGCCGGCUUCUGGUCGGAUCAGACUCGCACCAUACAUGAGGUCUGCAACUCCACGCCUUUCGUCCUGAACAAUGGGAAAUACAGCAUCGAGGUGGUGGAUGCACUUGCUGCAGAGUUACUUGAUAUGGAUGUUAUAUCAGACAAGUUUGAGCCUAUGUCCCCUGGAGUCAUCGACCACGUGUGGGGCUUCUUCUCCGGAGUCCGGCAGCGGGGGCUGCAGACCAUGGAGGAGAUGCUCCGGGAUGGCUCUUACAUUUCUGCCAUCGGAGAGCUGAGCAGAAGCAAGACUGGUGCUCUGAAGAUACAACCACCGAAAGAUGGCCUCCCAUUGUACUUGACUACAGCUACUAAAUCCAGUUUACUAAAAAGACUGGCCAGUUCCAGGGAUUUUCUAAGAGUCCUCCUGGUGGUGUUCGGGUCGGUGGCGGCGGUGGCGUCGUGCCGGAUUGCGUACAAGUACCUGAGGCGGCGGCGGCGGCGCGAGGCGGAGGACAGCAUCAAGAAGCAGCUCGCACUCGGCAGGAGGGAGCGCCGCGCGCACGCAAGAGAAAAGAAUCUCACUGAGGUGCAACUGUGCGUCGUGUGCACGGAGAAUCCCAAAGAGAUAAUUUUGCUUCCCUGUGGUCACGUGUGCCUCUGUGAGGACUGCUCCGACAACAUCAACGACAACUGCCCCAUCUGCCGCGAGAGAAUAGAGUCACGCGCGCCUGCGUUCAUCACCUGAGCUCCUCAGUACAGGCUUAUUUACUGUCGAAAGGAUUCACAUUAGAUAGGUUACUGAAUUCAUUAAGCAGUAGAGCAACUAAGUGGUGAUUGAAAAAUUAAUUAUGUGAUAAAAAAAUUGAUGUUAACUUGCUAUCUAAUUUGAAACCUCUUGAUAAGAAUUGUACAUCUUUUAGUUAGUAAU